Molecule: messenger RNA, 3202 nt
Organism: Electrophorus electricus (electric eel)
Lineage: Eukaryota; Metazoa; Chordata; Actinopteri; Gymnotiformes; Gymnotidae
Gene: tnpo2a
Product: transportin 2a
Biological process (GO): protein import into nucleus
Molecular function (GO): small GTPase binding
Source: RefSeq, a predicted model, not a curated record
UGUUUCGUUAAAAUGGCAUUUUAUUACAGACUGUAGUGCAUGUUUAUUUUACUUUUACUGCAGUUUCAUCCAUUGUUGAUAUAGACGAACCGGUCUAUAACUUAUGCAAUUUGUAAAAAUACUUUACAAAUGAUGGUAAAAUCUGGCUUCACGGGUCUUGUGAGCAGGGCACACCCAGAAGUGCCAAGAACCUAUCAAAACUGAAGACUCACGCCGUUGUUUCCUGAACCAAGCCUUUCUGUGUACGGCGUGUGUAGAUCGGCGUCGUGAACGUUCAUCGGGUCCACACUGUUGCAUGCAUCCCUUUUGGGUCAACAGGCCUCCGUACGCAGGAUUUGAUGGAGUGGCAGCCAGAUGAACAGGGACUCCAACAGGUCCUUCAGCUCCUGAAAGACUCCCAGUCUCCAAACACAGCCACACAGAGAGCUGUGCAGCAAAAACUAGAGCAGCUGAACCAAUUUCCUGACUUCAACAACUAUCUCAUCUUUGUCCUGACCAGACUGAAAUCUGAGGACGAGCCCACACGCUCUCUCAGCGGUCUGAUUCUUAAAAACAAUGUGAAGGCUCACUACCAGAACUUCCCUCCGGCAGUGGCAGACUUCAUCAAGCAGGAAUGUCUGAGCAGCAUUGGGGACCCAUCCCCCCUCAUUCGUGCUACUAUCGGUAUCCUGAUAACAACCAUCGCUUCUAAAGGGGAGCUGCAGACAUGGCCUGAGCUGUUGCCUCAGCUCUGCAACUUGCUCAACUCUGAGGACUACAACACUUGCGAGGGUUCGUUUGGGGCACUGCAGAAGAUCUGUGAGGAUUCAUCAGAGCUGCUGGACAGCGAUGCACUGAACCGGCCUCUUAACAUUAUGAUCCCCAAGUUCCUGCAGUUCUUCAAACACUGUAGUCCCAAGAUCAGAUCUCAUGCCAUUGCUUGCGUGAAUCAGUUUAUCAUUGGCAGAGCCCAAGCUCUGAUGGACAACAUUGACACCUUCAUAGAGAGUUUGUUUGCGCUGGCUGCGGACGAGGACUCAGAGGUGCGAAAGAAUGUGUGCCGUGCACUCGUUAUGCUGCUGGAGGUCCGCGUUGACCGUCUCAUCCCGCACAUGCACAGCAUUGUUCAGUACAUGCUGCAGCGUACUCAGGAUCCGGACGAGAACGUGGCUCUGGAGGCCUGUGAGUUCUGGCUCACUCUGGCUGAGCAGCCCAUCUGCAAGGAUGUGCUGUCUGGACACCUGGUGCAACUAAUUCCCAUUCUGGUGAAUGGAAUGAAGUACUCUGAAAUUGACAUCAUCUUGCUGAAAGGUGACGUGGAAGAAGAUGAGGCUAUUCCAGACAGUGAGCAAGACAUUAAGCCACGCUUUCAUAAGUCCCGCACAGUCACGCUACAACACGAGGGGGGCGAGGGAGAAGAGGGUGAGGAUAUAGAUGAAGAUGAUGAUGACGACGAUGACACCCUGUCUGACUGGAAUCUACGCAAGUGUUCAGCAGCAGCACUAGAUGUGUUGGCGAAUGUGUUCCGAGAUGAACUGCUGCCCCACCUGCUUCCACUGCUGAAGGAUCUGCUGUUUCAUCCAGACUGGGUCAUCAAGGAGUCUGGCAUCCUGGUUCUGGGGGCCAUUGCUGAGGGCUGUGUGCAGGGCAUGGUUCCUUACCUGCCAGAGCUGAUUCCACACCUGAUCCAGUGUCUGUGUGAUAAGAAGGCUCUGGUGCGAUCCAUUGCCUGCUGGACACUGAGCCGCUAUGCCCACUGGGUGGUGAGCCAGCCACCAGACGCCUACCUCAAACCCCUCAUGACGGAGCUGCUCAAACGCAUCCUGGAUGGCAAUAAGAGAGUGCAGGAGGCUGCCUGCAGUGCGUUUGCAACUCUAGAAGAGGAGGCCUGCACAGAGCUGGUUCCCUAUCUGGGCUUUAUUCUGGACACACUGGUCUUUGCUUUUGGAAAAUACCAGCACAAAAACUUGCUCAUCUUGUAUGAUGCAAUCGGGACACUGGCUGACUCUGUGGGCCACCAUCUCAACCAGCCCGAAUAUAUCCAGAAGCUGAUGCCCCCUCUCAUCCAGAAAUGGAAUGAGCUGAAAGACGAGGACAAGGAUCUCUUCCCUUUGCUAGAGUGUCUGUCGUCAGUGGCUACAGCUUUGCAGAAUGGCUUCCUGCCAUACUGUGAGCCAGUGUACCAACGUUGUGUCACUCUUGUUCAGAAAACCCUCGCUCAGGCCAUGAUGUAUAACCAGCACCCCGAGCAGUAUGAGGCUCCCGAUAAGGACUUCAUGAUCGUGGCCCUGGACCUGCUCAGUGGCCUGGCUGAGGGCCUGGGUGGCCAUGUGGAGCAGCUGGUUGCUCACAGCAACAUCAUGACGCUGCUCUUCCAGUGCAUGCAGGACACCAUGCCGGAGGUGCGACAGAGUUCUUUUGCUCUGCUGGGGGACCUGACCAAAGCCUGCUUCCUUCAUGUCAAGCCCUGCAUCGCUGAGUUCAUGCCCAUCCUCGGCCUUAACUUGAACCCAGAGUUUAUCUCCGUGUGCAACAAUGCUACCUGGGCCAUUGGAGAGAUCUCCAUACAGAUGGGCUCAGGUGACAGGAAGCAGGCAGGUGGUGAAUGUGCAGGGGCAGAGAUGGAGCCGUAUGUGGGGCUGGUGCUUAACAACCUGGUGGAAAUCAUAAACCGACCCAAUACGCCCAAGACUCUACUGGAGAACACAGCCAUUACAAUUGGUCGGCUGGGAUAUGUUUGCCCUCAGGAGGUGGCACCCAUGCUGCCACAGUUCAUUCGUCCUUGGUGUCAGUCACUUAGAAAUAUCAGGGAUAAUGAGGAGAAAGAUUCUGCCUUCAGAGGCAUCUGCUUAAUGAUUGGAGUAAAUCCAGGAGGUGUUGUUCAGGACUUUAUCUUUUUCUGUGAUGCUGUGGCCUCCUGGGUAAACCCAAAGGAAGAUCUGAGGGACAUGUUCUAUAAGAUCCUCCAUGGCUUCAAGGCCCAGGUGGGCGAGGAGAACUGGCAGCAGUUCUGUGAGCAGUUCCCCCUGCAGCUGAAAGAGCGCCUGUCAGCCUGCUACGGUGUUUAGAUACCCCCCCCUUGCUGGCACGGGACACGCCUGUUAGGUCUAAUCUACGGGAGGGUUACUGGGGAACUCAUCCAUGUCUGUGUAUUGCACUGCCCUGCUGCUGGAGGGGGGAGGACGGCGUGAGCUGUGUUCUCGGGGCGGCCCCGCACCCUGUG